Messenger RNA from Penicillium griseofulvum, 1467 nucleotides. Its product is annotated as FAD-binding oxidoreductase. Bases 1 to 1467 code for a protein of 488 amino acids. The record is from RefSeq and is a predicted model, not a curated record. The transcript has 5 exons. Gene Ontology annotation, molecular function: FAD binding; oxidoreductase activity. NCBI's taxonomy places the organism in Eukaryota, Fungi, Ascomycota, Eurotiomycetes, Eurotiales, Aspergillaceae.
AUGCAUAUGCAAGGAACCAUGGCUGCAUCUCCCCUCCUCUUUCUCCUUGGAGUUCUCUCCUUUGCAUCUCAAGUAGCCGCCUCCAGCUUCGCGGCUCUUGCCUCCAACCUUUCUGCAUCCACCGAAAUUUACUAUCCUACCGAUGCCAAUUGGACCGACACUGUCCAGCGAUGGACCGCGUGGGAAGAACCCACCUUCUCUGUUGGUAUUAAGCCUGCCAAUGUUGCUGAUCUGCAGGCAAUUGUAAAAUACGCUUCCGAGAAUGAUGUCCCCUUUUUGGCCAGUGGAGGAGGCCAUGGAUACAGUACCUCUUUCGGGGCUCUUCAAAAUGGUCUCAAGAUUGACCUCGGGUUCUUCAACAGCAUCACUAUCGAUAAAAAGAAGAACACCAUGACUAUUGGAGGCUCUGUCAAAUUUUCUGAUGUCAUGCCACCUCUUUACAAAGCCGGAAAAGAGAUUCAAACUGGCUCCUGUCCUUGCGUGGGUAUGGUGGGUGCUACUCUUGGCGGGGGUGUUGGUAGAUACCAAGGCCUUCAUGGUCUCAUUCUCGAUGCUUUGAAGUCGGUUCAACUCGUGACCGCCACUGGUAACCUCAUCACCGUCUCUGCCACGAAGCACGAAGACCUCUUCUGGGGCCUUCGUGGCGCUGGGUUCAACUAUGGCAUCGUCACAUCGGCCACAUACAACAUUUACGAUCUGACCAACGAGGGCAACGUUCUCAACGCCGACUUCAUGUUUCCUGCCAGCCUUAACGAAACCUUUUUCAACAUUCUGGCUAGUUAUGAAACCUUACCUGCCGGUCUGUCCUUGUAUACUUUGGUGAUGAAUUAUCCUUCCGUGGGACCCGUUAUCCUCCUGAAUGCCGUCUAUCCCGGCCCCAAGGAAGAAGGACUCGAUCUAAUUGCCCCCUUCCUCGACCUGACUUCUAUUCAACGCAACAUCUCCAUGGUCAACUGGGAUGCAGUCGACGACGCUGCUGGUUUUGGACUAGCCACAGCAUUUUGCGUCAAUGGCGAAAAGCACGACAUGUGGUCCGUUGGUGUACGUUCCAUCGACGCAGCGACACACAUUGAUUACUUCAACAAGCUUGUCAAGUUCUGGGAGGACUUUCCCUCUGCUUCGGGAAGUACCUGGCAGGUGGAGUACUUCCCCAUCCAGGCUAUCACUGCUAUCUCAGAUGACUCCACUGCCUAUCCCCAUCGUGAAAUCAGUGCUCAUGAAAUGUUUUCAUUUAACAUUACCGAUACCUCCAUCGGCGAUAAGGUAGACGACUUUGCCAUUUCGGCUGUUGAGGCUUUCAAUGCGACCAGUGGAUUUGAUGAUUUGCGCAUCUAUGUCAGCUAUGCCCAUGGUACCGAGGGAUUGAAUCCCAUGUAUGGCCCCGAGAAGUUGCCUCGGUUGAUGAAGCUAAAGAAGAAGUGGGAUCCCAAGGGCUUGUUCAACUACAACAAUGGCUUGCUUCACUGA